UAAGAUUGUACACUAUUUAGCAUGGAACUGUGAAAUAUGGAUUCCUAUGUCCAUGUAAGUAUAAGUGAAUGUCUUUUAACUACAGUAUUGAUCUAUGAAAAACUGACCAAAAUUUUUAUUGAAUAUUCGGAUAAGUUAAUUCGUCAUCGGAAACUAUGGGGCUACUGAAAAACUUCAUCAACUGAUUCAAUAACUGAAUACCGGUUCACAUUAGGGACCCUUGAGUUCACAGACCCAGCCUUACAAAAUAUCAAAGCUUCUGAGGACCUCAAAAGAAAAGUAAACAUUGUUCUUGUUCUUCCUGAUUUUCAAUGGUUUUCCGGAAAAUAUGGAUUUCUAAUUCCAUAGAAAAAGAACCCUGAUAAAAAUACGUUAACCAGAAAAAGUCAUUUUAGUCAUUUUUAAUGCAGACCAAACUCAAAUUAUUGUAACUUCCUAAGAAUUACUUUAUUUAAUGUAACUUUAUUACAUUUUCUUUACAACCAAUUUCAGGCUUUCUGCAUGCCGUCAAAUCUAUUACGCUUCUUCUUUUUCGCAACACGAGCUGUAGCAUCCGCCGGUAAUAAUGCGACUGCAAUUUAUAUAACAGGUUUAUAUGUACCACGUAUAAGAAGUUUUGUGUUUGGUGUUAUGUCAACGUGUUUUCGUAUUGGUGUAUUAACAUCACCUUAUCUAGGACAAGUAUUUUUACAACGUGUAUCUGCGUUAGGUGCAGUAUUGAUAUUUUCAGCCAUGGCACUUAUCGGAUUUGCAUUUAGUAUAUUUUUACCACAUGCUGGUGAUAAAUAUUUUACUUCGACAAGUAUAAGUAAAGGUAUAUUUCGUAAAAUUUUUAAAGGUAGAAAAUUGAUGAAAACUAAACAGAAUGAUGAUGGAAUGAAAUCUGUGACAAAUCCAGCUUACAAAGACGAUGAGAAAACAAUACGAACAAUAGUUGAAGAGGUUAAACGAAAAGAUAAUAAUACACCAGUUGUUUUACCAGUUCAACAGAAUUUAAAUUCAACUAGCAUUGAAGAGGUUACCAUUGUGCCAAAUGAAUUAGUAGUAGUAGCAUUAACUCCACGUAAUCCAGUCUAA
Molecule: messenger RNA, 1077 nt
Organism: Schistosoma mattheei
Lineage: Eukaryota; Metazoa; Platyhelminthes; Trematoda; Strigeidida; Schistosomatidae
Source: the annotation of a GenBank genome assembly